CCUCAAAAACCCUAGCAGAGAGAGAGAGUCGUCCCAUAUAUAGCACCGCAUUCUUCAGCGCGACCAGAGGGAGAGAGAUCCAGAGAGAGCUCAACAAUGUCGAAGCGAGGUCGCGGUGGAUCCGCGGGGAACAAGUUUCGGAUGUCUCUGGGUCUGCCGGUGGCGGCUACGGUGAACUGCGCCGACAACACCGGAGCCAAGAACCUCUACAUCAUCUCCGUCAAGGGAAUCAAGGGCCGCCUCAACCGGCUGCCGUCUGCCUGCGUCGGCGACAUGGUCAUGGCCACCGUGAAGAAGGGAAAACCCGAUCUCAGGAAGAAGGUUAUGCCCGCAGUCAUCGUGCGCCAGAGGAAGCCCUGGCGCCGAAAGGACGGAGUCUACAUGUACUUUGAAGAUAAUGCUGGUGUCAUCGUGAAUCCCAAGGGAGAAAUGAAAGGAUCUGCCAUCACUGGCCCAAUUGGAAAAGAGUGUGCUGAUCUCUGGCCUAGAAUUGCAAGCGCCGCCAAUGCUAUUGUCUAAGAGUCUGAAUCCCAAAUGAUAAGAGUAUCUUUGCUUUGUUGGACUUUUUAGAUUUUCUAGUUUAGUAGCAUGUUGAGAAUUUUGGAUAUUGUUGUUUGAGUAUGGCCAUUUGGGAAGUAUUAUUUGGUUUUUGAAAUCCUUGUCUAGGACACACUGUUGAUCAUAUAAUGAUGUUUUGUUUUUUAAAACAGUUAAGCCAUCGCUUGAGAUCCGUAUCUGGUUGUCUCUGUUACUAUCAUUUUCCUAUGUAAACUCUUGUUUCUUUGUGCUGGUUAAGAGGCUAACCAGCAAACAGUGCCCAUGAAUAUGGUUAAAACAAAUGCAAUUGAAAAUGCAGAAAUUGGGUUAUGCGAA
Vitis riparia (riverbank grape) is the source of this 873-nucleotide messenger RNA. Its product is annotated as 60S ribosomal protein L23-like. NCBI's taxonomy places the organism in Eukaryota, Viridiplantae, Streptophyta, Magnoliopsida, Vitales, Vitaceae. The coding region runs from base 97 to 519 and encodes 140 amino acids. Gene Ontology annotation, biological process: translation. The record is from RefSeq and is a predicted model, not a curated record. The transcript is spliced from 4 exons. Gene Ontology annotation, cellular component: cytosolic large ribosomal subunit; ribosome. Gene Ontology annotation, molecular function: large ribosomal subunit rRNA binding; structural constituent of ribosome.